AUGGUCAAACGAGUGAUUCUUAGGAAAAGAUGCCCAUAUCACACUAAGUCCCACAAGAUCAGACAAGUCAAAACACCAGGUGGCCGUCUUCUUGUUCACUACGUUAAAAAAAUCGCUAAAGGCCCACACUGCAAAGAAACAGGAGAGCGCUUAGCAGGUAUCCCAGCCUUAAGACCUAAAGAAUACUCAAGAAUCAACAAAAAAGACAGAACAGUCUCCAGAGCCUACGGUGGAGUAUUGUCCCAUAAAACCGUCAAAGAUAGAAUUAUUCGAGCUUUUCUUACAGAAGAAGUCAAGGUCAUCAAGAAGAAAAUGCAACAGCAAAAAAAGGCCAAGUAA
Messenger RNA from Blepharisma stoltei, 339 nucleotides. NCBI's taxonomy places the organism in Eukaryota, Ciliophora, Heterotrichea, Heterotrichida, Blepharismidae. The record is from the annotation of a GenBank genome assembly.